CGCCCCCAUCCCCUCUCUUCCUCGGCGCUGCCUACGGAGGUGGCAGCCAUCUCCCUCUUGGUGAGUCUCAAUCGCGGGCCAUCUGCGCUUCUGCUGGCUCCUUGUGGAUCCUGCGAUCCCCCGCACCAUGGCGGCCCUCAGACCCCUCGUGAAGCCCAAGAUCGUCAAAAAGAGGACCAAGAAGUUCAUCCGGCACCAGUCAGACCGAUAUGUCAAAAUUAAGCGCAACUGGCGGAAACCCAGAGGCAUCGACAACAGGGUGCGGAGGAGGUUCAAGGGCCAGAUCUUGAUGCCCAACAUAGGUUAUGGAAGUAACAAAAAGACAAAGCACAUGCUGCCCAGUGGCUUCCGGAAGUUCCUGGUGCACAAUGUUAAGGAGCUGGAGGUGCUGUUGAUGUGCAACAAGUCUUACUGUGCAGAGAUUGCUCACAACGUCUCCUCUAAGAACCGCAAGGCCAUCGUGGAAAGAGCAGCCCAGCUAGCCAUCCGAGUUACCAAUCCCAAUGCCAGGCUGCGCAGUGAAGAAAACGAGUAGACGGCCUGUGUGCAUGUUUAUUUGUGCUUCAGUAAAUCACAAAA
This is a messenger RNA of Octodon degus (degu), 579 nucleotides long. It is a transcript of the gene Rpl32, whose product is annotated as ribosomal protein L32. The record is from RefSeq and is a predicted model, not a curated record. Gene Ontology annotation, molecular function: structural constituent of ribosome. Lineage: Eukaryota; Metazoa; Chordata; Mammalia; Rodentia; Octodontidae. The transcript is spliced from 4 exons. Gene Ontology annotation, cellular component: cytosolic large ribosomal subunit; ribosome. The coding region runs from base 128 to 535 and encodes 135 amino acids. Gene Ontology annotation, biological process: translation.